Molecule: messenger RNA, 6305 nt
Organism: Corapipo altera (White-ruffed manakin)
Lineage: Eukaryota; Metazoa; Chordata; Aves; Passeriformes; Pipridae
Gene: DENND2B
Product: suppression of tumorigenicity 5
Exons: 19
Coding region: 54-3995 (1313 amino acids)
Biological process (GO): positive regulation of ERK1 and ERK2 cascade
Source: RefSeq, a predicted model, not a curated record
AACAACCCUGCAGGCACCAAGGUCAGUGCAGAAGGAGGGGGAGGAGGUGCUCCAUGAGCUGGAGUAGAGAUUCCCCUGCAGCCUGUGGGGAAGCAGGCUCUGUCCUUGCAGGAGGACAUGGAGGUCCAUGGGGAUGCAGACAUCCACCUGCAGCCCAUGGAGGACCCCAUGCCAGAGCAGGUGGGUGCCCAAAGGAGGCUGUGACCCCGUGGGAAGCCCAUGCUGGAGCAGGGUCCUGGAAAGACCUGUGGACCCGUGGAGAGAGGAACCCACUCUGGAGCAGGUUUGCUGUCGGGACCUGGGAUCUUGGGGGGAACGCACGCUGGAGCAGGCUAUUCCUGAAGAACUGCACCCUUUGGAAGGGACCCACACUGGAGCAGUUAAUGAAGAACUGCAGCCUUGGGAAGGAACCACCUUGGAGAAGUUUGUGGAGAGUUGUCUCCCGGGGGAGAGACCCCAUGCCAGACCAAGAGAAGAGUAUAACCGUCUCCCAAGACCCCAUGCCAGAGCAGGGGAAGAGUGUAACUGUUUCCCAUGGGAGAGAACCCAUGCUGGAGCAGGAGAAGAGUGUAACUAUCUCCUGUGGGAGAGACCCCAUGCCGGAGGAGGAGAAGAGUGAGAGGAGUCCUUCCCUUGAGGAGGAAGGAGCGGCAGAAACAGCGUGCGAUGAACUGACUACAGUCCCAACUCCCGAGGACCCAACGCUGCUGACGGAAAAGAGGUGUCAGUCAGCCACUCCGCCACCUCUUUUAUCCCCCCGAAGAAGCCCUGCCUACCCCCUCAGUGAUAGUGAGGACUCUUCCCGCUCUACUCAGCUCACCAAAGUCUCCAGCUCCAGGCAGUGCCUCAAGGACUGGAACAGCUGCACAUCUACGCCACAAGGCACCUCCACAAGCCCAUCGGACACAGACUCCUCGAGCCACCCCCUCAAAGCCAUCAGCGUGGGUGCUUUGGAUAAAAGGCUGUCCGUGUCCAAGGCUGACCAAAAGGAGAGUCCAAAUGAGGCUCAAGACGGGGAAGCAAUAGGGAGCCAUCCACUUGCCCGGAGCACUCUGUCCUUGGGCACUGCCACCAACUUGAGGACCUUCUCCAUCAGCAGGGUGAGCGUCCGCUCCCAGGCUCUGGACAUCAGGCAGAAGAUCACAGAAUGGGAAUGCCGCCGGGAGCUAUCCCCCAGGAUGAGUGUGUGUGUGGACAAGAGGGAUACUGGGGAGAGGUCAGGCAGUGAAAGCUGCCCCAGUGUGCUGACCUCUCCCUGCAGCGACAAGACAUUUGAUUUCAAAGGGCUCAGAAGAAUGAGCCGAACAUUUUCCGAGUGUUCUUACCCAGAAACAGAGGAGGAGGAACUGCUGGACAGGGAUUCCUGCCAUAGGUUUGAAAAGAGACCAAGCAGGAGUGAACCUCCUGCUGCCACUUUCCUUAAGGGCCACGGGAGGAAAGAGUCCUCUGCUGUACUCAACAGAAUACAGAAGAUUGAGCAGGCUCUGAAGGAGCAGUCGGGCAGAGGCCUCCCCCAGUUACCAAGUAGCUGCUACAGUGUUGACAAAGGGAAGAAAAAGACUGUGGAGGGACUGAGUGAAACCCUAAGUGAUAGCAAAGGAGGGAGUGUUAUUUUGGGGAGUGAACCAGAAACACCCCCUGAGGCUGAGAAAAGCAGUAAAACAAAACAGGGAGUUACUGCGAACUCAGCCGGCCCUAAACUGCUCCUCGAAAGCCCGGCCAACAGCGCCGCCGUGAAUCCUGUCCCCAAGCCCAAACGCACCUUUGAAUAUGAAGCAGACAAAACCCACAAAAACAAACCAAGCAAUGGCCUACCUCCAUCUCCUACACCUUCUGCUCCUCCUCCCCUCCCGUCCACUCCUGCACCCCCCGUGACCAGAAGGCAGAAGAAAGAGUCGCGCUUUCACAGAAAAUCCCAGAAUAGAAAAUCCUUUGAGUUCGAGGAUGCCUCAAGUCUGCAAUCCCUGUACCCUCCCUCCCCGACUGAAAAUGGGACUGAGAGCCAGCAUAAAUUUGGAUCCAAGAGCACUUUAGAAGAGAAUGCCUAUGAAGACAUUGUAGGCGAGUCACCCAAGGAAAACCCGUACGAGGAUGUGGAGCUGAAAGGCCGUCACGCGGGCCGAAAAUCCCAUCAGCUCUCUGAGAAUUCCCUAGAUUCUUUGCACAGGAUGUGGACGCCGCAGAACAGGAAAUACACAUCACCUCCCCAGCUGCCCUCGAAGCCCAGCAGCCAGUCUAUGCGCGUUGGGAACUGGUCAGAAAGGAAGAGCCACCGCUUACCACGGCUGCCCAAGCGGCACAGCCACGAUGACAUGCUGCUGCUGGCUCAGCUUGGCAUCCCCUCCUCCCCUUCCAGCCUCAAUGAGGACAGCCUGAGCACGGCAAGCGAGCUGCUGUCUACACGGCGAGCCAGGAGGAUCCCAAAGCUUGUCCAAAGAAUCAAUUCAAUCUACAGUGCAAAAAGAGGAAAAAAACGACUGAAGAAACUUUCUAUGUCCAAUAUUGAGACAGCAUCCCUACGAGAUGAGAACAGCGAGAGUGAGAGUGACUCAGAUGACAGGUUUAAAGCUCAUACCCAGCGUCUUGUGCACAUCCAGUCAAUGCUGAAGAGGGCUCCAAGUUAUCGAACUCUGGAACUGGAGCUGAUCGAAUGGCAGGAACGGGAGUUAUUUGAGUAUUUUGUGGUAGUGUCACUGAAAAAGAAGCCCUCUAAAAACACUUACCUCCCAGAAGUGACAUAUCAGUUUCCCAAGCUGGAAAGACCGACUAAGCAGAUGCGUGAAGCAGAGGAGCGUCUCAAGGCCAUCCCUCAGUUCUGCUUCCCUGAUGCCAAGGACUGGCUCCCUGUCUCUGAGUACAACAGUGAGACCUUCUCUUUCAUGCUGACUGGAGAAGAUGGGAGCCGACGGUUUGGCUAUUGCAGGAGGCUGUUGCCGAGUGGAAAAGGCCCACGCCUACCUGAGGUUUAUUGCGUCAUCAGCCGGCUGGGGUGUUUUGACUUAUUUUCCAAGAUCCUGGAUGAGGUUGAAAGGAGAAGGGGAAUAUCUGCUGCCCUGGUUUAUCCAUUUAUGAGAAGUCUGAUGGAAUCUCCUUUUCCUGCACCUGGAAAGACAAUCAAAGUCAAAACUUUUCUGCCUGGAGCUGGAAAUGAGGUCAUUGAGCUGCGGAGGCCCAUGGACUCGCGCCUGGAACACGUGGACUUUGAGUGCCUUUUCAAGUGCCUCAGCGUUCGUCAGAUCAUCCGGAUCUUCGCUUCUCUCCUGUUGGAGCGGCGUGUGAUUUUUGUAGCAGAUAAGCUCAGCACCUUGUCGAGCUGCUCACAUGCUGUGGUGGCCCUGCUCUACCCCUUCUCCUGGCAGCACACCUUCAUUCCUGUUCUGCCCUCAUCCAUGAUUGACAUCGUGUGCUGCCCUACCCCCUUCCUGGUGGGACUGCUCUCCAGCUCUCUGCCCAAACUCAAGGACCUGCCUGUAGAGGAGGCUUUGAUGGUUAACCUGGGAUCUGAUCGAUUCAUCAGACAGAUGGAUGAUGAAGACACACUAUUACCUAGGAAAUUGCAAGCUGCUCUGGAGCAGGCUCUAGAGAGAAAGAAUGAACUGAUAAAUCAGGAUUCAGAUAGUGAUUCAGAUGACGAAUGUAACACCCUGAAUGGAUUAGUGUCUGAGGUUUUUAUCCGAUUCUUUGUGGAGACAGUUGGCCAUUAUUCCCUGUUCCUAACCCAGAAUGAAAAAGGAGAGCGUGCCUUCCAAAGGGAGGCAUUCCGUAAAUCUGUGGCCUCCAAGAGCAUCCGCCGCUUCUUGGAAGUUUUCAUGGAAUCCCAAAUGUUUACUGGCUUCAUCCAGGACAGAGAGCUGAGGAAAUGUAGGGCAAAAGGUCUCUUCGAGCAGAGGGUUGAACAGUAUUUGGAAGAGCUGCCGGACACGGAACAAAGUGGAGUGAACAAGUUCCUGCGAGGCCUUGGGAACAAAAUGAAGUUCCUUCACAAGAAGAACUAAUUCCUUUCUGCUGAAAUACCAACCCAAAGACUAUUUAUGACACUGCGCGAGACACCUGCGGCAUUCCAGAGUUCGGAGCAUGAGGAGAGCAGAGCGAGCUCUAAGUGAUGACUGAUGCUGUUGACAGUGUGCCACGUGAUGGCUCCUUUAUGUAUUUAGAUAGAAUUUGUACAUAAUGUGCUGUAAGCUUUUUGUAACUGAUUUUGUAAUGAGCAAGAAAACUGUGGUAAAUAUUUGUAUAUUCCUGAGAAUAACAGGUGCUUAUUUUUGUUUCUUUAGUAUGAAUUGAGUUAUGCUUGGUGCAAAAAUGAAUAGCUGAUUUAUGUGCAGCUGACUGUCUCAGCAGAACCACUGACUUCAAGGGAUGUUUGUGAGAGAGCGACGCUGAUGCCUGAAUACUGUGGGGUGAAUGAGCUCGGGUACAUGGGAGAGGUUGUACGAACGGGGGCCGCUUUCACGCGGCACAGUUGCUUGUUUGGUUGGGUUUUUUCCCCUCUAAUUAAUUUUAAAGAAAUAACAAAGCAACUUGAUAAUAAGGUACUUGGUUCACAAUGCAAACUUUCCACUUGGUUUGAACUCUGGUCAGUAAACUCCUUGUAAUCCAUUCUGCACUAAGACUGCUAAACCUGAGGAGAUCUCAGCUCUUUGACAUACAAGCUGCAGCGAGUAGGUACAGUACAUCCUUUCCUAAUGUAUGUAUGUAUGGUUUCUAAUAAACUCUGUAAAUAUACCUGUUUGUUUAUAUUCAUUGCAAACCUCUGCAGUUUCUGAUGUUGAGCAGGUACAAACCCAGUAACUUUCCUGUGAUUUUUUUUUUUUUAAUGAAUUUGUAAUUAAAAUGGUUAUUAUGAACCUGUCUUUUGGUAGGUUUGCUAUUUCGUGAUGUGUAGUUUGGGUUUUCUUCAAUGUUUUUCACUGGUGCUAAGAGAAGGCAUUUUGUAUCGCCGUUUUGUUAAUUUUAUCCUAACAGAAGCAUCUCUUAAAACAUUUCUUUCGUGGGGUAGCAGCGAAUUGUUUUGUCAUUGUAUCAUAUAUACCCCUGAACUGUCGUAUUUUCAGGUUGCUUUUGUGCUACAUUGGGUAGAUGAUCAGAGUAGAAUAUGAGCAGCUUAUAGCAGGCAGCCUUUGUCUGGAUUUCUGAUGAGCUGAUCACCUACAUUUCAUGAGAGACUGCUUUUCUUUUACAUUAAUUGCAGUGUGUUUAGCUGAUGUUUCCAUGUCAGUGAAGACAGGACAGGAAUGGUUCAGCUUGCCAUGGCUCCUGCACAGCUGUGAGUGCUGCUUAACUACCACAUUCGUCCUUGAUCUGAUAACAGAUAACUGUUGAGGUUCUGUAAGUUUCCCUGUAGUCUGAAGAAGAAAAUAUAAAAUGCUUGAAUAUAUUUGCAAGUCUGACAGAUAAUGAAAAUUAGCUAAAACUUCUUACCUUUAAAGAAAAGAAGCCAUACUGUGUUUUUCUUCAUUUGCAGCAUGAUUUCUGUAGUUAGACUGGCUUUGAGGCUUGCGCAAUUCCGAACCUGUCAGUGGUUCUGGUUUGCUAUCAGCCUCAUAGAACAAUAUCGAGGGAUUAUUCACUAAAAAGGUGAAGUCGUUUCCUUUUUUAAUUACCUCCCUCACACUCGUGUGUAUACAAAAGCUUUUAAGUGGACAUGAAAUGUCUGUAAAAUAUCAGGUGCUUUUGAUUCAAUGGAAAUGUCAUCACAACCAAUAAUUUCCAUUAGUUUUACUAUAUAAUACGUUCUAAGUUCCAGAAUGACUCCUAGAUGUAAGUCUUCGGAGUGGAAGGAAUAACGUCACUUGUACAGGUGGCUUCUGGCCUUUUUAUAAACAGCAGCUGCUAGUAAAUGUAUGUACAUAUUCCUCUUAAGAAAAUGAUGGAUAAAACAUCAUCAGGACGUGCUGCAGAGUUGCUACAAAAGCAAGACAAAGCCGCAGAAAGACGUACAAGACUGAUGCUGUAAAAGCCGUCUCCCACACCAAAGCUAUUUUCCUCCAUCUGCACUUUAAAAAUUUAAAGAGAAAGGUUUUAAACAUUUUAUGAUCCAUCAACAUGUCACUCCUGCUUUUGUAAUGUGAAUCAGAGGAUAGAAAUGGACACGGUGAGGUCAUGUUUCGAAAAAUCUGUAGAUCUUCUUGACCCUCAGACUAUGGCUAUAUAAAACAAUCCCUGUGUUAUUUGGAGGUCUGUGUUUGAAAGGGAAGGAUGAAUGAAAAAUUAGAAGUGUUCUCUUCUAAGUUAGUUGCUAAAACGAAUGGGUUUCCUCAGCAUGGAACAUUACAAGUGCACCGCUUAACUGAGAAGGAAAUCCU